Medioppia subpectinata is the source of this 1531-nucleotide messenger RNA. The record is from the annotation of a GenBank genome assembly. NCBI's taxonomy places the organism in Eukaryota, Metazoa, Arthropoda, Arachnida, Sarcoptiformes, Oppiidae.
GUUAUUUAAAAGUUUUGUUCAUUUAUUGAACUGAAAAUCAGACCAUAAAGUGAUGGCAACGGAAACUGUCAUCAAUUUGGGUUUUGCCCGCCGAUGGUCUCCCUUCAAGACAUUGCAUCAAUUGGUGGCCAACGCCGUCAUCGACAGGACUCCCCGAUUGACCACCGAUUUGGAGACUACUCUCAUGAGACACAAAACCGAUUUCAUAUCGUUGCUGAAGAACCCGGCCCGAAACGCGUUACACAAAGAGAUUGUGUUGAAUGCGUCCAAAGACGGCAUUGUUGUGAUUGAACAGCAAAACCGAGUGAAGACUACAAUACCGCAGAUAAUGAUCGACGAGGCGUUACUCAUGAGUGAGAUGUUUGAUUUGAAUGAGUUGUCGGCUCUCGAGUUGAUUAUCGCCGGCGAGAAUCAAGAGUCGCGGUUCGCGGGACUGACUCGCGGGCCGAUCGCUGUUCUCCUGUAUUUGGACGGCAGGAAGAGUCUGUUGAGCGCAUUGCACGCCGCGGUUCAGGCGAGUGCCGGCCGCACGUGGUCUCUGAAAGUGAAUCGUGACGCGAGUCGAGUGAUCAACGCAUUCAUAGAAGAGCUCAAAGACGAGGGCAUUGUCUUGGAGUGUAUCGAACAGUUGGCUGCGCUCGACAUCAAAGCCGAGUUUGAAUUACUCGAGAGGAACCGCGCGUUGGGUGCCUUCAAGUAUCGCAAACAAGUACUCGAUGUACUCAAAGAUAUUCAACAGCUUUUGGCUAAUAUUAUCUUCUGUUUUGCGGCACAAACUUAUCUCAAACCCAACGAAGUCUUCAAAUUAUUGCAAAUUGUGGCCAAAAUGCCUAAAACUAAACCUAACGGAUCAUUAGAUUCGGUGUCAACCACUCUAUUGACGACAUUCUUGUAUAUAAUUGAUGUCCAUUUCUUGCAAUUUGCCGAAGAGAAUGACAAAAGAAUAUCAAACAACUCUUUGCUUAGAACACCUGAUUUGAUCAAUGAAUUGGACAAACAAUUGAAUCAAACCGUGUUUAGCGUUAGAGAGAUUAAAACAAUACUUCAAUUUAGUUUAGGUAUUGCUUUGAAGACAUUGUCUUUGCAUCCAAUAAUGGGAAUCGAUUGCGACGUUGAGGACGAAAAACUAAUCGACGCCACAAUCGAAGAGAAAGUGUUUGAAUCGUUGAACACAUUGAUCGGUUCCAAUGAAUUCAUUUCGAGCGAAGAGUUUUAUAUCCGAAGAAUACACGAUUUGAUAACCGAUUUCAUUGUCUUAAUGCCCAUCAAAAUCAAAGAACUCAAAGAUAAAGGCGACGAAAUUGGAAGAAUAAUCAAAGCGUAUUCGGCGGAAGGCAUUCAACCGCCGGCAGCACUUCCGCGACAUUUUGAGAAAUUGUUGUAUUUUUUGGCCCAACUUUACAGCAAAGAUGACUAUCAAUUGAGUUACGAGUUUUGGCCGACACUUAAUGAGGGAAAACAGUCGACACAUAGACAACAUUCGUUGCAUAAGUUUAUCCGAACCAUUCAGGACUCGUUCUUUCCGCCUAUU